AUGAACCUGAUAUACGCCGCGGUCGCAACGACGCUCCUGGUCAUCCGUGCCAUCUCCAGGAAAUCCCUAACGACAAGCGGAAUCAUCGCUGCAAUCUUCACAGCAGCCGUCCACGCGCUGCACCCAUGGAACCUCCCCUUCACGCUCCUCCUCGUCUUCUACGGCCUCGGCACAGCAGCGACAAAGGUGAAGCACGACAUCAAAGCCAAGCUUACUCUCUCCAGCUCGGGCACCCCCGGCGGUGAAGGCGCCCGAAACCACGUCCAGGUGUUCGCCAACAGCAUCAUCGCCUCCAUCCUCAUCCUCCUGCACACCGCCCAACUCUACGACCUCAACCUCAACACAAUCACCACGCGCACCACCCCCUCCUCCCCCCUCUUCUCCCCCGCCCACGGCGCCUGCUUCGACAACACCCCCGACAACCUCCUCGUCAUCGGCAUCAUCGCCAACUACGCCUCAACCCUCUCCGACACGCUCUCCUCCGAGCUCGGCAUCCUCUCCUCCUCCCCCCCGCGCCUCAUCACAACCUGGAACGUCACGCCAAAGGGCACCAACGGCGGCAUCACCCUCGCCGGCAUCACCGCCGGCGCCGCAGGUGCAUUCAUCAUCGGCCUCAUCGCGGCAAUCAUGCUGCCCGCCUGCGAGGGCGCCGAGGCGGCGUGGGGACCCUGGGAGAAGAUCUGGCUAGUAGCGUUCGUGACGGUGAUUGGCACUGCGGGCUCGCUGCUGGACUCGCUGCUCGGCGCGCUGUUCCAGCAGUCCGUGAUCGACGUGAGGAGCAAGAAGAUUGUGGAGGCGCCGAAUGGCGCGAAGGUGCUUGUGGAGCCGGCGACGCAUAUCACGGCACAGGGGAAGCUGCAUUCGGCGGUUGGGAACGCGCCGCAGUCGGCGGCGGGAGCGGUGCCGGAGCAUGGUGGUGAUGGGAUGAGGAAGCGUGGGGGCGCGGAUGAGGCGACGGUGGAGGUGACGGACAGGCCGAAUAGUCGCCGGGUUAUCACGGCGCAGAGGUGGGGCGUGCUGAGUAAUAACCAGGUUAAUUUGUUGAUGGCCGCGGUUAUGAGUAUGGUGGCUAUGGUUCUCUGGGGCGGGCUGGGGCGGGUUGGCGUUGUUCUGGCGGAGCAGGCGAAGACUGUCGUUAGGGCUGUUGUGAAGCAGGAGAUUAUCGGUGCGGUUGUGGGCGCUUUGUUGGCGCCGAUCUUGGGGUAG
This is a messenger RNA of Morchella sextelata, 1206 nucleotides long. RefSeq lists its product as uncharacterized. Gene Ontology annotation, cellular component: membrane. NCBI's taxonomy places the organism in Eukaryota, Fungi, Ascomycota, Pezizomycetes, Pezizales, Morchellaceae. The transcript is spliced from 2 exons. The coding region runs from base 1 to 1206 and encodes 401 amino acids. The record is from RefSeq and is a predicted model, not a curated record.